AUGGCAUCGAAAGACAGCACACGAGCAUCGUGGACCCUUGACCGAGACGAGUUCAUUGUCACGGCGCUCCAAGCUCAGGUAGACAAAUGCAAGCGAUCUGACUCCGGAUACAAGAAGGAAGCGUGGGUCGAAGUGACAGUGGCAUUCAACGAGCGCUUUGGCACCUCGUAUCACUCGUUGAAGGUGAAGUCACGACUCGACUGCCUCAAGCGUGAAUACAAAGAUGUCUUGUACUUACUCGACAACUCUGGGUUUGGGUGGAACGAAGAUCUGGGCCUGCCUACUGCACCAGAUGACGUCUGGGCUGCUGUUCUCAAGGCAAGCCCAUCAUGCAAGAAAUUUCGGUUCACACCGUUUCCGCUCUACGAAAACUUGGCCAUCCUGCUCGACGGAGCGUACAUGGACGGGCAAUUUUCUUCGAUGCCACCGGGCUCCAUCGAGCAACGUGACAACAGCGGCAAUGAAACAGCGUCUUCACACAGUGCCGUGGUACAAGCGACCGGCGGCAUAGGACGUCGAACGCGUGUAGACAUGUCCAAAGACUACGAGAACUCCGACAUCAGCACCAACGACGCAUGUCCUCCACCAAAGAAUCUCAAGCAGUAG
This is a messenger RNA of Aphanomyces invadans, 606 nucleotides long. RefSeq lists its product as hypothetical. The coding region runs from base 1 to 606 and encodes 201 amino acids. The transcript is spliced from 3 exons. NCBI's taxonomy places the organism in Eukaryota, Oomycota, Saprolegniomycetes, Saprolegniales, Verrucalvaceae. The record is from RefSeq and is a predicted model, not a curated record.